Coprinopsis cinerea okayama7#130 is the source of this 858-nucleotide messenger RNA. RefSeq lists its product as hypothetical. The transcript has 5 exons. The record is from RefSeq and is a predicted model, not a curated record. NCBI's taxonomy places the organism in Eukaryota, Fungi, Basidiomycota, Agaricomycetes, Agaricales, Psathyrellaceae. The coding region runs from base 1 to 858 and encodes 285 amino acids.
AUGCUCAAGCGCCAAACCGCCGAUCAAUUCUCGUCCCGGAUAUUCCUAUGGGGGAUCGUGCUCAUCUUUGUUUUGAUCGUCCUUCACAACGCCAUAAACGCGUACAGGAUGAACAUGGCGUACGCCCUCACCCCGAAUCUGACUCCCGAAACUACGGUGAAGAUGCUUCAAGGCUGGCACCGCUGGGAACGCUAUGCAACGACUAUCAUAGCUCCUAUAAUCCACCGUACCGCAGAUAUGCUCAUUGGCCUCAAGAUUUACAGGUGCUACCUAAUCUGGGGACGAAAACCCCUCGUAAUCCUCCUACCAGCUACGAUAUUCCUAGGGAGCAUCUCAUUCAGCAUCCUCAACAUCUACUGGUUCCGCCACCGCGACGCCCUGCCCUCCACCACCAUGUAUAACAUCCUCACCGCCACUUUCCCUCUCUACUUUGCCCAAAACGUCAUCACCACGGGCUUGAUCUCGUACAAGAUUUAUUGGCAGUGGCGGAUGUCGGUGGAUGCGGGGCUGCAAGCUGCUGCUGGGCCGGGGAUGAUACCCCUGGUAGCUGUGGUGCGGAUCCUCGUUGAGAGCGCGGCGCUGUAUACGAGUCAGGUCUUCUUGCUUAUUCUGUUCCAUACGUUUUGGAGCCCGGGGAGUGCGAUGAUACAGCAACUACUCGUACCUACCGUUGGAAUCGCCUUUGCACUUAUCGCUAUUCGGACACAUGUGGGCCAGGGGAGGGACCUCGCUUCUCAUCCAACGGGUAUCGAGCUACCAUCCUUUCGAUGGGCGGAUUCUGGUAGUAGUACGGAGAGCAGGGUAGAAUGUGAAGGUCCUGAUGAGACGCUAACAGGGAGGACGAGGGAACCAGCGUGA